AUGAAAUUGUCUAAUUUUUUAAUAUUUAUAAUUAAUUUUGUAACAUAUUGGAGAGGAAAUGGAAUAAAUACAUAUUUUGGAGAAAUUGUAGGACAGAACAUUACAGUUUUAGAUGAAGAAAUAACCGAAUAUUUAGGAAUCCCAUAUGCACAACAACCAACCCAUUUUUGGAGAUUCCAACCGCCACAUGAAUUAGAAAAAAAUCGUUUUAAUGUAACGUAUAAUGCAGUUCAUAAAGGUGAAGGAUGUCCACAAAAUAUUAGAGUUAUGGGUUUUGAAGGAUAUGAUGCAUCAAAUCCAAAAAAUGGAACUGAUGAAAGCUGUCUUAAUUUAAAUAUGUGGGUUCCAAAUAAUGAAGAAAAAAUGCCAGUUAUAGUUUUUUUCCAUGGUGGAAGUUGGACAGUAAGAACUGGUAGUGCUGAUAAAUUUAAUGGAUCUGUUCUUGCUUUAAAAACAAAAUCAAUAGUUGUAGUACCUAACUUUAGACUUGGAUUUUUUGGUUUUGCUUAUUUAAGUGGUGAAGAUGGAAUACCUGGCAACAUGGGAUUAUUAGAUCAACAAAUGGUGUUAAGAUGGAUUAAUAGAACUAUUGAAAAUUUUAAUGGUGAUAAAAAUGAAGUAACUAUUUUUGGAACAAGUUCUGGAGCGUCUUCAGUAGCAGCUCAUUUAUUUUCAAACAAUAGUAAACCACUUUUCAAAAGAGGAAUAAUGAGUUCUGGUACUAUAACACAUUUUAUGAGUACAGUUUCAACCAAAAUAGCUGAAGCAAAUACUAAAACUGUUUCAAAAAAAGUAGGAUGUAUUAAAGAAGAAAGUGGAGAGACUUUAAACAACAAAGAAGUUUUGGAAUGUUUACGUAAUAAAACUGUAGAAGAUUUGCUAAAGGCUACUAUAAAUGUUAGUGCUCCAGGUCAAAUGCCAACUCCAUUUCCUUUUAUGCCUAUUGAUAACGAUACAGUAUUUUUCAACGGAAGUAUCAAAGAUAUUUUUAAAAAUCAAUUGUUUAAUAAAGAAGUUGAUUUAAUGCUUGGAAGAACAGCAGAUGAAGCAACAUUUUUUAUGGCAACUGGCUUUACAAAUAAUAGCA
This is a messenger RNA of Strongyloides ratti, 1087 nucleotides long. Its product is annotated as Acetylcholinesterase. The transcript is spliced from 2 exons. Lineage: Eukaryota; Metazoa; Nematoda; Chromadorea; Rhabditida; Strongyloididae. Gene Ontology annotation, cellular component: plasma membrane. The record is from RefSeq and is a predicted model, not a curated record. Gene Ontology annotation, molecular function: acetylcholinesterase activity. The annotation marks the transcript as partial. Gene Ontology annotation, biological process: choline metabolic process; acetylcholine catabolic process.